Acanthoscelides obtectus is the source of this 1480-nucleotide messenger RNA. NCBI's taxonomy places the organism in Eukaryota, Metazoa, Arthropoda, Insecta, Coleoptera, Chrysomelidae. The record is from the annotation of a GenBank genome assembly.
CUUAAGGUGCGUAUACAUAUGCGAGCCGAGCGGUUCGCGAGCCGCUUGUCAGCCGCUCGAUGGUGGUUCGUUGAAAUGAUUUUUUCCGCGAACAUCCAGCGAUCCACAGAUUCAGCGCACCAAACGCAAACAAACAUCGCAGUCGACAAAUGCAGUAUGGCUUCGCGAAACGAAAAUUAUACUAUUUUAGUGAUGAGUGCUGCAGUUUUAGUAAUGGCUGAUGUAAAUAAAAAAAGAGAAGACAACGACGUUGGUGGCCGGUGGCGUACUAAUUUAUUCAAGAAACGCAGUGGUACGGGAAUUUUAAUGGACCUAAAGUCGCAAGAAAUAAGCGGACAGUAUAAAAAUUUCACUCGAAUGACACCUACUGACUUUGAGAAUCUGCUGCAAAGGAUUGGACCCCAUAUUUCAAAACAGGAGACUUAUUUUCGUACUCCAAUCUCUGCCCAAGAUAGUGACGAAACAGGUGAUUGUAGCGAUGAUGGGUUGGACAAUGAUGGUUCAGAAGUUGCAGGAACGCUACCUAAGACUCCCACAGCUUGGAAACAAGUUAGCAAGAUAUUUGAAAUUCGUUGGAACCUUCCUCAUUGUGUUGGUGCCCUAGAUGGAAAACACGUUGUUUUACAAGCACCAGUGAAAUCGGGUACCGAAUUCUUCAAUUAUAAAUCCAAUUUUAGUAUUGUGCUUUUCGCACUGGUUGAUGGUGAUUAUAACUUUAUGUUUGCUGACGUAGGCUGCCAAGGAAGAAUUUCUGAUGGGGGGGUUUUUAAGGCAAGCAAAUUAUAUCAGCAGCUUACAGAAAACAGACUAGGACUUCCAACACCAGAACUAGAAGGAUGUUCUAUGCAAAUACCGUAUUUUUUUGCCGGCGAUAGCGCAUUCGCUUUAAGCGAAAAUCUCAUGAAGCCCUAUACUGGGCUACUUUCCAAAAGGAACUCGUCAACGAAUUUUCAAUUAUCGUUUGAGUAGGGGUCGUCGCAUAGUUGAAAACGCAUUCGGUAUAUCAAGUGCAGUGUUUAGGGUGUUAAGAAAACCAAUGCUCUUAGAGCCUGCAAAAGCAGAGUGGGUUAUAAUGACAGUCAUUCUUUUGCAUAAUUAUCUCAGAAAACACUCACCAAAUAUUUAUACCCCUUUUGGCACAUUAGACUAUGAAGUUAAUGGAAAUUUAACUGAGGGAUCAUGGAGAAAUGAAGGAGAUAUGACGUCUAUGGUACCUAUAUGAAAUAUUCCUCGAAGACCCACAAACUAUUGUACAAAAGUUAGAGAUGAAAUCGCUAAUUAUUUUAUAAAUAAUGGAGCUCUAGAAUGGCAGGACCAAUAUGCUUGAAUUUAUAAAAAUAAUUACUUACCGUAGCAAGUCUUUUUCGUGGCAAAUCUCUGUCUUCUAAAAACCUAAAUGCUUCAUAGGCAAACCAUCUGCUGCAAUAAACUUCAUCUCUUCCUGAAAAUUAAAAUCGAGAUUAAAAUUAUAUACGGCAAG